AUGAAGCAAUGCAAACAACCAGUUGACAAAUAUAUUGAGUUAGAUGAUUUACUGGUGUUUAUUGAUUUUUUAUUACUGAAAAUUCAAGCACAUCGACAUGUUUUAUUUAAUAUUGAAAGUAUAAGUCGUAAUCAUAUUGUAAAAUUGGCAUGUGCCCUAAUAUUAUCAAAUGCUUACAUCAAAUGGUUUCAUCUGAAGAAUGAACAAUUUCAGUCAAUUUUAAACCAUGAUCAUCACAUAUUUUAUGCACUCGAGUGGGGUUUUUAUUUCAAAUUUAUACUAUUUCUUCGUGCAUUUAUAUUAGCAAGUAUUGGUCAACUGUUUGUUUUACCAUUAUUAAUUUGGAAUCCAUCACAUAAAGAGUACUAUGGAGGAUUAAGUAUUGUCUACGUCGCCUUAUGCAGUACACAAGCAUUAAAUGCUAGUGAAUUAGCAUCACCAUUUCUCUCAUUGAUUGCAUCAACUGUAUCCAUUUUAAUGUCAAAAUGGUUCGUGUCAAUCUGGAAGAUUUCCUAA
Didymodactylos carnosus is the source of this 516-nucleotide messenger RNA. The record is from the annotation of a GenBank genome assembly. Lineage: Eukaryota; Metazoa; Rotifera; Eurotatoria; Philodinida; Philodinidae.